GAGCUGAAAUGUUUGUGUUAUUCUAAUAACAAUAUAUUAAAGUUGACUCAUAACAUUUUUACCCGAAUAAAUAUCAUUAUAUAUUAGUUAUUCGUUCAGUUAAGCUUUAAACCACACGUCAAAAUGAAUUAUAAGUUAAAUUUUAUAGUGAUUAUGUUUCUUUUAAUAAGUGAUUCAAGUGAAAAAUUACAGAAUUAUGAUAUAAGACCGUGUGUUUCAAAGUGUUGUCCUGAUAAAUCUUAUGUGUAUAAUUCGGAGUGCAUAUCGAAUGAUACAUUUAAUAAAGAUUUUUCAGAUGUGAACGUAUAUAGUAGUAAUCGAACAAGAGUCGGGAAUUUAAGGGAUAGUUUUCAAAUAGUUGCUAGAAAUUUCAUUGAUCUUGUUCCAAAUUUACCUAGUUUAAGUUUUUACAUACUCGAGAGUGGAAAUCUCAACUUGCUCCUGCAACAGCCAAAUUCAUUGCCUGAGAUAAAUGAGAUAAGCAAUGACAAAUUCUGCGUUGAUUAUGAACUAGCAUCGGACAAUUUUUCACCGGUAUUUGGCGUAAUAUUUGAGGAGGAACCUCAGAAAAAUUUAGUUUUUACAAUAGCAGCUCUACUAAUAUCCAGCGUGUUAUUAUUGUUGGUGCUAAUAAUUUACGCACUUAUUAAAGAAUUAAGGAAUUUAAAGGGCCAAAUUCUCAUGGCCAAUGUAUUCAGUUUACUAUGUGCCUUUGUCAUGUUGGCUACGGUGAAAAUUUUAUAUAACAGUAACAGUUUCGAAGCUUCUACAGAAUUUUGUUACGGAUCCACUGCUGCCAUUUAUUUCUUUUUUUUGUCUACCUUCUACUGGAUGAAUAUCACGUCUUUUGACAUCUGGUGGACGUUAAGGAGUAUGACUACUAGAGUAACAGUACGUCGUCAUGGGAGAUGUUCUAAGUUUAAGAUCUACUGUUUCUACGGUUGGGGCAUACCGCUCGCAAUGGCCAUUGGUUUGAUCGCUAUAGACGUAUGUGAAUUACCAGAAGGGUUUAUCAAACCAAAUAUUAUACUAAACGGAUGCUUUCUAGCAGGUAAACCAAAAUUAUUUUAUAUGCAUAUUCCCAUGAUGUUGGUUAUUACUAGUAAUUGCAUGUUCUUUCUGAUGACGGCUUAUAACUUUUGGUGUAUUGGAAGAGAUACCGAGAUGCUUAACUGUCAUAACGCGAACAAGCACGACAGACAGAAACAAAGAUUCCUGAUUUAUUUAAAGUUAUCUAUUGUCAUGGGAAUAAGCUGGGUUACCGAAUUAAUCAGUGCAUAUUUACCGAACUUAAGUGUCUGGUAUAUAACCGAUGCAUAUAAUAUGUUCAUUGGUAUUUCAAUAUUCUUCAUCUUCGUAUGUAAGAAGGACAUUCGAAAGCAAUUAUAUAAAAGAUUUCAGAGCUCUCGUACCGCCUAUUCAUCGCACAAAUUAAUUCAAUCAAGUUCUUCAUAGGUUUUUUAACAAUAAAUACCAAAUACAUCUUUAAACGUUAUAUCUAUUUAAAAUUAAACUUUGAUUGCUGACUUUCGUCGGUAUUUUUAGUCAUUCGUCUCAUAAGUUUCGAAAAACACAAACACAAUAUUUUUUUAGUUUCAAAAGGGCACGAUCUUUUUUUAUCUUUUAAUUAUUACCUUGUUUAUACUACAAAUACGACAGUGACUUGUUUUUAUUUGAUUUAGUUUUUAUCACGUAUUAACUAUAUAUUGUGUGUAAAUUAAUUAAGAGUGGAAAUCCAGACCGGUUUAGGCCACGGUGGCUAACCUCAAGAGAGAUUAGCCAACUGCGCAGGACAUAUUAUAGUGCACAAGUGUGUGAGUAAACACAGGUGCACUCUCUAUUCCCAAUCUCUUAUAAUCCGAUGGGUCGGCAAUCCGACACGACCGGAAAGAGUUCAGACGCAGAAUCAACGGCUUUAAAAUAAAGAGAGAAAACCUUUAUGAGUAAAUGCAAGAUAUUGUGUAAACGAGUCUAUUAUUUUAUAUUAUUUUAUUAAUUAUAGCACGAUUAUAUAUAAAUAUUUUUAUCUUAUCACGAUUCGUACCGUACUUAUAAUUAAUUAAUUGACAUGUAUAAAUAUAUCUACACGUGUA
Nymphalis io (European peacock) is the source of this 2093-nucleotide messenger RNA. Its product is annotated as G-protein coupled receptor Mth2-like. Bases 124 to 1455 code for a protein of 443 amino acids. Gene Ontology annotation, biological process: cell surface receptor signaling pathway; G protein-coupled receptor signaling pathway. The transcript has 8 exons. Gene Ontology annotation, cellular component: membrane. The record is from RefSeq and is a predicted model, not a curated record. Gene Ontology annotation, molecular function: G protein-coupled receptor activity. Lineage: Eukaryota; Metazoa; Arthropoda; Insecta; Lepidoptera; Nymphalidae.